Molecule: messenger RNA, 2562 nt
Organism: Colletotrichum graminicola M1.001
Lineage: Eukaryota; Fungi; Ascomycota; Sordariomycetes; Glomerellales; Glomerellaceae
Product: CorA-like Mg2+ transporter
Exons: 3
Coding region: 1-2562 (853 amino acids)
Biological process (GO): magnesium ion transmembrane transport; intracellular magnesium ion homeostasis
Cellular component (GO): plasma membrane
Molecular function (GO): magnesium ion transmembrane transporter activity
Source: RefSeq, a predicted model, not a curated record
AUGCCUGAUAACCCGUUCCAGCCCUUGGCUGCCCAUCUGCGGACAGCAGGCCCCCAAAGGACACCCAUGAACCCAGGCUCGACCUCGGCAGCACCACCUCCACCAACAACACCCUCGAACAACGCCAACGCAAAUGAUCCGAACGGACAGCACCAACAGCCACGCCGGCGUAAGAAUCACCGGGGUGGAGCCAAGAAGAAGCGCAACCGCCGCAAGUCCUUCGCCAUUUUGCCCGAGGAGUCGCACGACGAAGCUGCUGCGUCAGCGCCCGAUCGUGACGAGUUUUACCGUCAGCGCAAUAAUCUGAGCAAUACGAGCAUCGAAAGCGAGGCGCUUCUGGAUCAUCGGGAACAACAACCGCCGCUCCGACCUCGAAGACCGUCCAUCAUGAAUGCUUCUACCCCAUUCUCCGCCACAACGACAACGACGCCGCAGACGGGCAGCAGGUUGCGCAAUGCUUAUGUCGGAGAUAGUGCAGAGGAUGAUGAAGGAUCGUGGGACGAGGGUGCGCCUUUGUUGUCCAGGUCUAUUCAGCGCUCUUCCACUGCCCCAUUGUAUUCCGGCUAUGGCUCAAACGACCCUCGCCAGCGUAUGAGCCGACGCGGGUCUAGCAGAUCCUCCAGAACGAAGCUUGCAACUCCUUUUCAAAACGACAGCUAUAACGUCAACUAUCCCCCGUCGAUGCCCGGAUCACCCACAUUCCGGCCCUCAGACCCAUUGAACCUGAGCUUCGGGGAUGUUAUGAUCCAUGACGACGAGAUUGACAUACAUGCUUCGCCAUGUAACAGUCACAGGGGGAGCGUGGACUCCCGCUCAGAUCGAGACAGUCGCAAUGAUUCAUCGCCGGAUAUGGCACGGAGGAACAAUAUCGCCUUGACUGCCCAGGAGGACGUUUGUUUUCCGAGCGGCAUCUCCGAAAUUGGGGACGAGGAGGGGCACUCGCAGGACCCAGAAGCUAAGCAACGCCCGAGGCGUCGUCGCCGCCGUUGGCCGGAUCUCGCCAUUCUGGAAGAAUGGAGCCGCUUCGAAAAGGAAGGCCGCAGCGAAGAGAGACGCGUCAAGCGCAUUACGGAGCCUCAGCUUAUCAACGGUCGCCUACGGCCCAUUACCCGAGAAUGGUAUCGUGCGGAGGAAGACGCGCCUUACCGGUUCACUUAUUUUAACGAGGAGUUUCAGAGCACUAUUCACAGUCAAACUAUAUCGGAGCUCGUGCAACCGGGCGGGAACUUCCAGGAGCUGUUCAUUCCGGAGCCACGCGUCCUUUCCGAUGACGAGAGUGAGGAUAGCGGCGAGGAGGAGGCUGGCUUGUUGCCGCUCUCCACACAUCAUUCCCACACUGGACAGAAUGGAGACUCCCGGGAUCCGAAACGGCAACCAUCCUUGGCAAACACUCAAACGGAUGGUGAGAAACGGGAUGGUGUCAAGUCACCAGACAAGACUUCGGGAGGCAGCUCUCGUGCGGCGUCUGUUCAUCAUACACCCACUGGUGUCAGAUCGCCGGUUGUAGGCAACCAGGCCACACAGACGCCGGAGUUACUUGACAACACACCAAGGUAUGGCGAGAGACCUGUGUGGUGGCUAGACGUCCUCUCCCCGACCGAAGCAGAGAUGAAGGUGCUGUCCAAGGCUUUCGGUAUUCACCCGCUUACAGCCGAGGACAUCAUGGUCCAGGAGGCGCGGGAAAAGGUAGAGUUAUUCCGGCACUACUACUUCGUCAACUACCGAUCUUUUGAUCAGGACCAAAACAGCGAGGACUAUUUGGAACCCGUCAACAUGUAUGUCAUCGUCUUCCGCGAGGGUGUCAUCAGCUUUCACUUCUCCAUGACGCCACAUCCCGCCAACGUGCGUCGUCGUAUCCGUCAGCUCAAGGAUUACCUGAUUGUAAACUCUGAUUGGAUCUCGUACGCCAUUAUUGACGACAUCACGGACGUGUUUGUGCCGCUGAUUCAAAACAUCGAAGACGAAGUCGACGACAUAGACGACGAGAUUCUGAAGCUUCACUCCACAACUGGCAACACCAAGAACGACGUAGCCGACGAGAAGGCAAGCAAUGCUGGAACGUCAGUAGGAUCUGAAGGUGAUAUGCUUCGAAGAGUGGGCGAUUGCCGCAAGCGUGUCAUGAGUCUUUACCGUCUACUUGGCAACAAGGCCGAUGUCAUCAAGGGCUUCGCGAAACGUUGCAACGAGCGCUGGGAGGUGGCCCCGAGGUCGGAUAUAGGGCUAUACCUGGGCGAUAUUCAGGAUCAUAUUGUAACCAUGACGUCUAACCUCAGUCACUACGAAAAAAUCCUAGCCCGGUCUCAUGGAAACUAUCUGGCGCAGAUCAACAUUCGUAUGAAUGAGCGACAGGAGAAGACGGCGGACGUACUCGGCAAGCUGACUGUGCUGGGCACCAUCGUGCUGCCCAUGAACAUUAUCACAGGCUUGUGGGGUAUGAACGUCUGGGUGCCCGGCCAGGAGUACGAGGGCGACUUGAAAUGGUUCUGGGCGAUCACGGCAGGCCUCUUGGCAUUUGGUAUGGGAUGCUACCUGAUUGCGAAGCGGGUUUAUAAUAUAGUGUAA